Molecule: messenger RNA, 595 nt
Organism: Zootermopsis nevadensis
Lineage: Eukaryota; Metazoa; Arthropoda; Insecta; Blattodea; Termopsidae
Source: RefSeq, a predicted model, not a curated record
AAGAGACUGUUUGUUCAAGUUCUAGUCAGUUGCUAAGGCUUUACAUUGGAAGCAGAAAGCACUUAGAGACACGCCGACGUGUUAACAGAAAUAUUAAUAAAACAGCAACGUAUCUUUCCAAAUAAAUGGUGAAAUUUCAGGUUCUGUUCAUUUCGUUGUUACCAGCUUGUCUGUUGGUGAUAUGCGGAACUCCUCAAGCAGUGGAUGGACGGACAUGUGACGACAUGCCUUGUCUCAGGGACGAGGUGUGUGUAAUGGAGAUUGGCCGGUGUGACUUCAAAGGACUCUGCGAACGCUACCCAACAUGUCGAGUUCCCAGGAGGUCGCUGGAAGGUUCCUGUGAGCACUACAGGUGCCCCCCUGGUCAGUUCUGUACCCUGUUGGAGGAUCGAUGCGUACGGAAGCCGUGUCCAUCGAGACCUGCAUGUGUUUCAUCAAACCACACAGGCUUACACAGACUAAGAAGAAGCAAUGUCGGUCUGCAAUGAACACUUGACCACUAAACGUACACUUAAUUAAUGCUUGAAAACUGUAAACUUACAUAACCUAAUCCUAAGAGCUCGUGCUAUGUACUAAUAAAGGAAACACACCACGU